Molecule: messenger RNA, 5358 nt
Organism: Cololabis saira (Pacific saury)
Lineage: Eukaryota; Metazoa; Chordata; Actinopteri; Beloniformes; Belonidae
Gene: c2cd5
Product: C2 calcium dependent domain containing 5
Exons: 29
Coding region: 338-3664 (1108 amino acids)
Biological process (GO): protein localization to plasma membrane; positive regulation of protein targeting to membrane; positive regulation of vesicle fusion
Cellular component (GO): plasma membrane
Molecular function (GO): calcium ion binding; calcium-dependent phospholipid binding
Source: RefSeq, a predicted model, not a curated record
AGAGCCCAUCAACUCAUUCAUCAUGCGGGAGAUCGUUAUCAAGCUAGCCCUGGCCGCUAAAUAAGCUCCACAAGAGCACAUUCAUUCCCCCUACGGCUCGUAACAUCACAUGCUUAGAUGUUAAGAUCACAUGUACUCGUAAAGCUGUAGUAUCAGCCUGCUGAGAGUUCCUGAGCUGAGCUUCUCUCCCCUGCGCGGGUGUUCCGGGAGCGGGUCUCGUGUUAUGGGAGACGCCGAGGUCGCUGGACCUGCGAGCCGUCAACAAGCAUGUCCAGCAGGAGCCUGCGGCCGCUCUGACAGCUGUCUGCUCGCACUGGGUCACUGAUCAACUUAAGUCAUGCCUGGGAAACUGAAGGCCAGAAUUGUGGCAGGACGCCACUUGCCUGUGAUGGACAGAGCCAGUGACCUGACCGAUGCCUUUGUGGAGGUCAAGUUUGGAAACACAACCUUCAAAACGGAUGUUUGUCCCAAGUCCCUUAAUCCACAGUGGAACUCAGAAUGGUUCAAAUUUGAGGUUGAUGAUGAGGACUUGCAGGACGAACCUUUGCAGAUCACAGUAUUGGACCAUGAUACCUACAGCGCUAAUGAUGCCAUAGGAAAAGUUUACAUUGACAUUGACCCUCUACUGUGUACUGAGGCAGCCUCUGUCAUUUCUGGCUGGUUUCCCAUCUAUGAUACCAUCCACGGUAUACGAGGAGAGAUCAAUGUCCUUGUAAAGGUGGAACUCUUCAACGAUUCAAAUCGCUUCAGACAGUCGUCAUGUGGAGUCAAGUUUUUCUGCACCAAUUCCAUUCCACGGGGCUACCGCGCCGUGAUGGUGCAUGGAUUUGUAGAAGAACUGGUAGUGAAUGAAGACCCCGAGUACCAGUGGAUAGACCGUAUCAGAACUCCUCGGGCUUCCAAUGAAGCUCGGCAGAGGCUCAUCUCUCUCAUGUCUGGAGAGCUUCAGAGGAAAAUAGGGCUUAAGGUAUUGGAGAUGGGUGGGAAUGCAGUGGUGGGGUACUUGCAGUGUUUUGACCUGGAGGGAGAGUCCGGCCUGGUGGUCCGGGCCAUAGGUACCGCCUGCACACUGGAAAAACUCAGCUCCGGGAGUGUCCUGAACACCAACACACACACACACCCUAACACAGCCCCUGGUUCCAAUGCCUGCAAUUCCCCCUCUAAAGAUGGAAAGGAGCCGGUUUUUGGUGAGGAUCUUCCCUCUUCCUCCGGCCCGCCUACCCCUUUCAGAGUCCUUCCCACCUCCUCUUCCUCUCCUCCCCCCUUUUCUCCCUCCAAGCCAUGCAGCCGCCAGUCCUCAUCAUCAGACACAGACCUCAGUUUGACGCCCAAGACGGGAAUGGGCAGUGGCGGCAGUGCGGGGAAGGAAGCUGGGCACCUGAAGACGCUACUCAGGCAACAGACCCAGACGGCUCUUGAGCAGCGGGAAUUCCCCUUCUUCACCUUGACGUCUUUCCCGCCUGGUUUUCUGGUUCAUGUUGGUGGGGUUGUCAGCGCUCGCUCGGUCAAAUUACUGGACCGUAUACACAACCCUGAUGAGCCAGAAACGCGCGAUGCCUGGUGGGAAGAGAUUCGCCAGGAGAUCAAAUCUCAUGCCAAAGCUCUUGCUUGCCAUGCUGUCAUUGGUUACAGUGAGAGCACAAGCAUCUGUGAAGAGGUGUGUAUUCUGUCAGCCUCGGGCACAGCAGCCAUCUUAAAUCCUCGAUACAUGCGAGAAGGCUGCCUUGACAUUGGAAGCACAGACCACAGGUUUGAUGAGCCAUCUCCUCUUACCUGUGGCUUCUGUCACAUCCCAUAUGAUGAGCUCAACAUGCCAUUUCCUGCACAGCUCACCUAUUGUUACCACUGCAGACGUCAAAAGGUUCCUGACGUGCUGUUCACAACAAUCGACUUGCCAGCAGAAGCAGCUGUCACAGGGAAAGGCUGCCUCAUUCAGGCCAGGCUAUGUCGUCUGAAGAAGAAAGCCCAGGGUGAAGUGAAUGCUACGGCAAUCUCCAACCUGCUGCCUUUCAUGGAAUAUGAACUGCACACUCAGCUGAUGAAUAAACUUAAACUGCGGAGCAUGAAUGCUCUGUUUGGGCUGCGCAUACAGAUCAGUGUUGGCGAGAACAUGCUUCUGGGUCUAGCUUCUGCUACAGGAGUGUACUUGACAGCCCUGCCUGCUCCAGGAGGAAUUCAAAUUGCAGGAAAGACUCCCGGCGACUUGAGCAAUGAGCAGCAUAUGUUAAAUAUCCAGAAAAGGAUCAAUGACACCAUUGCCAAGAACAAAGAGCUGUAUCACAUAACCCCUCCGGAGCUGACAGAGGAAGGUGUAGGUUCUCCCAUCCCUGAGCCAAGGCACCGAUCCAGACUUUUUCGCUCCCAGUCAGAAAGCUCUGAUGAAUUAUCAGAGCUGGAUUUGUCCCACGGCAAAAAGGAUGCCUUCGUCCUGGAGAUCGAUGACACAGAUGCUGUUGAGGAUAUUCACUCUCUGCUUACUGAUGCACCUCCCCCUGCAGGCUUCCAUAGCUGCAAUACCGAGAUCAUGCCUGGAAUUUGUAACUGGACUUCUGGAGUACAGAUGUUUACAUCAGUGAGGGUCCUUAGAUUGAGCAAUGCCAAUUUAACGAACCAAUGCUUAAAUAAGAUCUUCACUGACCUUUGUGAGAAUCUACUAAAGAGUUUUUAUUUCAAGUUGCGCUCGAUGGUUCCCUGCUGUCUUUGUCAUCUCAACUUCGCUGUAGCAGUGCCAGAAGAAGAGCUGAUUCAGGUUUCGGUGACAGCGGUUGCCAUGACAUUUGACAAAGACCAGACUCAGGAGAAGCCAGCUGAGAAGCUUAUCACCAAAGGUGGCAUUGAGGCUGAAGAACAGCUGCAGUUUCCUCUGGAGUUAUGUGCCGACUCGUCAUCCAUCAGCUCUCAGCCUUCCUCCAAAAUCUCAGGUACAGUCUCUUUAUUCAUCCCUUCUGCAAAACUCUGCCAAAAUCAGCUGGUUAUGGUUCGUUCAGCAGGUAAAGGAACACCGAUGUGUAGUAGCUGGUUGUGUUUGUUUAGCUGUGACCUUAGACGACGGUAUUACAUUUGUGUCCCAGAGAGUACCAAUGUGUCAUCCAGAGCUGCCUCCGUUGAUUACGGUUCCUUUGCAGACAGAUGCAGCACCUGGCUAGAGCUGCUUAGGCUGAAAGCUCACACCAUAAGACGAGGAUCAGUUAAGACAAUCUCAUCCUUGGAGCACUGCAGUCCGCUGCCCGAGGGCCGUUCCCGCUCACUGCGCUCCAGUCGCAGCUUUGGAGGCAGCACGGUGACUGUGGUGAAGAUGACUCCACUCUCCUUUCUCCCUGGGACGCGCAUCAUUAAGUACCUUGGGAUCAUCAACAUGUUUUUCAUCAGAGAGACCACAUCCUUACGGGAGGAAGGUGGGGUAAGCGGCUUCCUCCAUUCAUUCAUAGCAGAGGUGUUUUCCAUGGUUCGCGCUCAUGUAGCAGCUCUAGGUGGUAACGCAGUCGUGUCCUACAGCAUGAAAGACUGUGUUUUAAUGGAAAAUCCAAACAAGAACCAGGCUCAAUGCCUCAUUAAUGUGAGUGGGGAUGCAGUGAUCUGCGUCAGGGAAACGGACCAGGAACACACGGCCUCAGUGACAAACAUCGGACAGACUUGUGGCAAUGGAGCCGAUGGCACUACAUGACAGUGAAAACCACGUGACUCUGAUUCUGACAACAGGAGAAACGGAGUGAACACACUUUUUAGUCUAGCCAUCCAAAUUUGAGCAAGAGCAAGUUUGUGUUUGCCUUAAUAUUUUCUAAAAGAUCCAAAGGUUUGGGCACAUAAUUGAGACCAAUUACUCAUUCACUCAAAAUCAUGCAGGCUGUCUUAACAAAAGAGUGCAAUAUGCCUCUACAGGCUUCAAGAGCCUUCAAGAUACCGAUGUGGCUCUGAGUGUCUUUCUAACCGUUUUCGGUAAAAAAAAAAAAAUCAGCCAAAGAACCCUGUUCAAUCUGAAUCCUUUUUUUUACUUUACAGCCAUUCAAACUGAGGGUCGCCCACAGUUAUAAUGGUUCGGCCAUAGUUUUGUGUUUGGGUGUGAGAGAAAGGCGAGGCAGCUAUAACCAGUUUGUCCGUCCAUAAAAUCAGAUGUCAUUGUAAUGCCAUCCUAAAAGGGAUUAACGUGUAUACAAACAAAGAAUUAAAACGCAACCAAAUAACUGCAAGUGUUACUCUCUGUUUUCAGCAACUUGUGUCAGUAAAAGAAAGUAUUUGAAUUUCAUUAGACGGCUGCUCCUCUUCGCAAUAUAAAAUCCAGCCGGGUACGGGAGUUUAGGAGCAAGAUUCCCAACAUCCCUGCUAUACUCUGAUCUCCAUCUUUUAAUACUAGAAAAUUCAUUGAUGUACAGUUUUAAAAUCUGUUAUGUGUAAAUAUGAUCUGGUAUUGUUUUUCGUUGAAAGAUAAUAAUCCCAGUUACUGGAACAGUAUUUUUAACAGGCGGUAACCUACAGAUAAUUUUUUUUUUUUGGGCGGGGGGCAUCUGGUGAUGGGUGUCCAAGAUAAAUUUUGCUUUGACUUUAGAAAAAAGUGUCUUGCAACUUAUAAAAAGAAAAGAGAGGCUCACAUUACAGACAUAAUACCCCCCCCCCCAAGAGCAAGAGCAAGAGUGAUUACUUUCCCUUCAGAAGAAUAAGUAUGUAUUCUAGUGGCUAUUUUAUAAUUAAAAAUGUUUUGCUUCCUUUUUAUUUAUUUCUUUGAUUGAUCGUAUAUGGGGAAACAAAGUGGCAUAAUCGGUAUAUUUAUGUUUAAUUGAGUAAUUUCUGGCAAGAAUAGACAAUUAAUGAAGGGUAUAAUGUGAGAAGUAAGUAAAUAAAAUUGAUUUUUUUUUUUUUUUUUUGGGUGGGGGGGUUCAUAGAAUAAACUUUAAGAUUUAUACUAAACUGAAGUUUGGUAUGAAAACAGCUCCAGCUUCAUUUUCAGCUCAUCUCCUCCUCCAGGCUUCAUCGUUGUUGCUUUGGUACUGAUGUUCAUCUUAAUCUUGCUGCUGAUUUGUCUCUACUGUCCAGCAUUGAAAGAAGUAUCUUCUAGUGUUUGUGCCAUCUGAAAAUAAAAUGUAUAUAUUGUCUUAAUUCAGAUUUUAGUAUUUUUGUAGCAUACUAUUGAAAAUUGCAUAGUAUUACAUAAAGACCUGUGUAAAAUUUUCAGGAUUUACGUUGGUGUGUCGGAUAUGAAGUGGUACUCUAAUCUAUUCGUAUGAUCAGUUGUUUUGUCUAAAACUUGAAUGUAUAUAGUUGGAUGCUCUUGCUUUUUAAUUAGCAGCAUGCAGACCCACUUUUUACUGCCAUUAAUCUGUAUGUUUGCCUGGUAAGAUGCACAAUAAACUAAAGUCAAACCAA